AGUGCAUUGUGGGAAGGGCCCCUGGGAUGGGGGGGGAGCAGUGCAUGGUGUGUGUGUGGGGGGGUCCCUUCCGCAAUAGGAGGGUGUUGCAUUCUGAGACUUCCCCCCCUCGCAUGCUACAGUGUGCUAGGAUGCUGUGGCCAUGGGCCGGGCCUGGGAGGGGCAGCAGUGCAUUGUGGGACGGUGCUCCCCCAGUAGCCCACAGUGCACUGGGGGUCCUGCAGUGGAUGGGCUCGAGGCGAGCCCAGCAUGGACCAGUACAGCAUCCUGGGCCGCAUUGGGGAAGGCGCCCACGGCAUCGUCUUCAGAGCCAAGCACAUCGAAACGGGGGAGACCGUGGCGCUGAAGAAGGUUGCUCUGCGGAGGCUGGAGGACGGGAUCCCGAACCAGGCGCUGCGGGAGAUCAAAGCCUUACAAGAGAUCGAGGAGAAUCCGCACGUGGUGAAGCUGAAGGCCGUGUUCCCCCACGGCGCAGGGUUCGUGCUGGUGUUCGAGUACAUGCUGUCGGACCUGGCCGAGGUGAUCCGCAGUGCCCAGCAGCCCCUCUCGCAGGCCCAGGUGAAAGGAUACAUGCUCAUGCUGCUGCAGGGGGUCGCCUUCUGCCACGCCAAUAACAUCAUGCACCGGGACCUGAAACCAGCCAAUUUACUCAUCAGCUCCACGGGGCAGCUGAAGAUCGCAGAUUUUGGCCUGGCCAGGGUGUUCUCCAGCGACGGAGGCCGGCUCUACAGCCACCAGGUGGCCACCAGGGCUGUCGGCUGCAUCUUCGCCGAACUGCUCAGCAGCUCACCCCUCUUCCCCGGGGAGAACGACAUCGAGCAGCUCUGCUGUGUCCUCCGGGUGCUGGGCCCCCCCAACCA
Molecule: messenger RNA, 860 nt
Organism: Pelodiscus sinensis (Chinese soft-shelled turtle)
Lineage: Eukaryota; Metazoa; Chordata; Testudines; Trionychidae
Source: RefSeq, a predicted model, not a curated record